GGAUAAAGUGCUGAUCCAUUGAAAGAUUUGGAGAUGAUGCAGCUACCGCACGGCGUGGAGGCAGCGAUCUCGCGCGUCCUGCCGUCUGACGACGUGCUAGAUCGACCCGAGUUCGAUUGUGUUGACUUCAUCAACCGCAACUUUCCUGACGAGCAAUCCCUUGCGGACAUCGAGCCCUUUGUGAGUCGCUUGAAUGGACGGAUGAAGGAGCUCGACGAAAAUUUGUCCCAUGCGUCGCAAGAGCAGUCGUUGGCGGCGUACCAAGCAUUGGCGGAUCUAAAGGAGGCACAACAAGCAGUGACUCAAUUGUACACAAAGAUCCAUGACAUUCGAGGGAAGGCGGAGCAGUCCGAGGUCAUGGUACAGGAAAUUUGCCGCGACAUCAAACAGCUCGACUACGCGAAGCGGCAUUUGCAGACCACAAUCACGGCGCUCAAGCGCUUGCACAUGCUCGUGACAGCCGUCGAUCAGUUGGAGUAUAUGGCGUCCCAACGACUGUACAAGGAAGCCGCGAGUCUGCUCGAGGCCGUCAACAGCCUGUUUACCCACUUUGAAGGAUUCACCAAGGUCGGGAAGAUCAUGGAGCUCCAGCGCGCUGUGAACGCUAUCCGCGCAGACUUGGAAAAACAAAUAUUUGGUGACUUUCAGAUUGUGGGUCCGUUGGCUACGCUGGAUUCGAUUGCCAAGGACGAAGGCGAGAUGCAGCGCCUGUUCGCCAACUUGGCCACAGCAUGCUUGAUAGUGUCGGCGCUAGGGAAGGCCACGCGGAAGAAAUUCAUCCAAACAUGGUGCGCUGAUCAAUUGGCGCCGUACGAGAAGGAGUUUGGCAGCAUGACGUCUCCGUCUGGGUCGCUGGCGAACAUGGAUUCUCGAUUCACAUGGUUCUUUCAGCUUGUGGGGGCCAUCGAGCCCCGCAUGGAAGCGAUUUUCCCAACGCAUUGGCAAAUGGGUCGUCGCUUGUGCAUCUACUUUUGCGACCGCACACGCACGCACCUGUUGGCCCAGCUUGGCGCGGUGGCGUCGGACGAGUUGGACGUGACGUCGCUUUUGAAAGCGCUGCAAAAGGCGCUCAUGUUUGAGCGAGAAAUUGUUCAACGCUACGAGGGGGGGGCAACCGACGAUGACAAACCUGACUUGAACGACAAAGGGCAAGUGAUUGACCCUGCGUCUGCUGAGGGCAUCAAGCGCCGGCUCCUUCGACAAAAGCGUCUGGCGGAGCAAAAUGCCAUCGCCGAAGAGCUCAAGAAGAAGCGCACGAUGGAAGGGGAGAUGGGUGUGGCUCACGAGCCGGAGGAGGUCCUUCCGUCACUGAAUGGGAUGCUGUCCAAGUCGUUUGACCCAUUCAUGACGGCGUACGUCGCCCUGGAGCGCAAGAACAUGGAAUCCAUGAUGCACGAGGUCAUGGCGUCCGAGAUCGUCGACCGCAAUGGCGCGCUGCCGGUGCUGUCAUCGUCGGUACACAUGUUUGCAUACAUUCGCAAUAGCGUGAAGCGGUGCACGGCAUUGACCAUUGGCCAAACGUUUUUCGACCUGCACUUGGAGUUCAAGUAUUGCCUCGGGCUGUACGCAAGUCGGUUGUUGGCCAAGCUGCCGGGGUUUGUCUCGGCUGGUGACUCCCCGGCCACGCAAACGCAGGCAGCCAAGUGGCGGCUGGGCGACAAGCAGGAAGAGGAGCUGUGCUUUGUCAUCAACACGGCGGAAUACUGCGCGGAAACGCUGCCGUCGCUGGAAGACGCGAUUCGCGCCAAAGUCGACAAGGCGUUUGCGGAAGCGAUCGACCUCUCGAAAGAAAUCGACACGUAUCACGACGUGGGUGCAGCUGCAAUGAAGUGCAUCGUGCUUGGGAUCGACAACGUGCUCGACGACGAAUGGACCAACAUGCAAAAGAUCAACUGGAGCGCCGUGGAAACUGUAGGCGACGAAAGCACAUAUGUGCUGGCGAUUGCUGACAAACUCCGGCCGUACGUUCCGACAUUGCGCAGCAUGCUCUCGAGCUUGUACUUUACCAACUUUUGCGACAAAUUUGCUGCGUCCGUCGUGCCCAAGGUGCUCCAGAGCAUCAUCAAGUGCAAGCGCGUCAACCAAGUUGGGACCCAACAGCUCCUCUUGGACGUGUAUGCGCUAAAGACUCUGUUUCUGAACCUGCCAGUGAUGGGAAAAGAAGGCGAGGUAGGUGCAUGCUUGUGUUUUUGAAUUGGGCUGCGCUCGACGCGUCCGCAGGUGGGGGCUCCAGUGGUGCCGGCCCGAUACACGAAAUUCGUCACAAACGAAAUCGCCCACGUCGAAGCCGUGCUCAAGUUGAUCGGAACACCCAAUGACAUGCUCGUUGAGAGUUUCAAGAUCAUGUGGCCGGACGGGACGGCCGAGAAUUUUCAAAGCAUUUUGAACAUGAAGGGGUACGUACUGGUUGUUGGCAGCGAUAGCAUGCCGCCAGAUGAGUGGAUUUCACAGCAUGGUACGGGCUGUAGUCUGAAGCGGCAAGAGCAGCUUGCUCUCUUGGAAGCCCUCGGGUUGCAGCAGCGAAAGACCCCCGCCGCCGCAAAGCUCAUCGAAGGCAAGAUGACCGACAUGACAGAAAGCUUGAAGUCGAACAUGCAGAAAAUGGCCAAGGCGAGCAACCCGUUCAACUACAUAAACACAAACAAUUAGAGCAAUGUAGCGUUGUGGGGUUGCAUGGCGAGUUGCGUCGCCGAGAUGGUUUGCCAUGGAGCACACCAAGGUCCCGCCGUUCGACCCACAUCGCAUCCUUGGCAGCCAUGGCCACGAUCGGUUGAAGGUGGAUCGACGUCAAACUUUGCGGACGCUUUGAGAUCGACAGGCUUUAUCAUGAACGUGACAAUCGUGAUCUA
Messenger RNA from Aphanomyces invadans, 2849 nucleotides. RefSeq lists its product as hypothetical. The transcript is spliced from 5 exons. Gene Ontology annotation, biological process: retrograde transport, endosome to Golgi. The record is from RefSeq and is a predicted model, not a curated record. Gene Ontology annotation, cellular component: GARP complex. NCBI's taxonomy places the organism in Eukaryota, Oomycota, Saprolegniomycetes, Saprolegniales, Verrucalvaceae. Bases 34 to 2193 code for a protein of 719 amino acids.